This is a messenger RNA of Chanos chanos (milkfish), 1178 nucleotides long. Its product is annotated as stress-associated endoplasmic reticulum protein 1. Gene Ontology annotation, cellular component: endoplasmic reticulum. Gene Ontology annotation, biological process: endoplasmic reticulum unfolded protein response. The record is from RefSeq and is a predicted model, not a curated record. Bases 152 to 352 code for a protein of 66 amino acids. NCBI's taxonomy places the organism in Eukaryota, Metazoa, Chordata, Actinopteri, Gonorynchiformes, Chanidae. The transcript is spliced from 3 exons.
AGUGCUGCUGACUGCUAAUACUGCAAAGGAACGUCAGCGUUUCAGAGAUAACGCUUAUUUAUUUUCACCAUAAACCACGUGCGCUUUUUACAGUUUUUACUGUCAGUAUUGUUUUGUGACUGGUCAUUUGCCCGGUGUACAAUCUUGGACAAUGUCGGCAGUACAGCGGAUGAAAGUAGCCAACGAGAAACACAGCAAGACAAUCACACAACGCGGCCACGUCCAGAAAACCACGCGAGUGGUAAACGAGGACAAGUCGCCGGUGGGCCCAUGGCUACUGGCGCUCUUUGUGUUUGUGGUGUGCGGAUCAGCUAUCUUCCAGAUCAUUCAGAGCAUCAGGCAGGGCAUGUGACCUCUGUGUCCGAGAACAAUUAGCAGCUGAGCCCGACAACUCCGACUCACCUGGACUCUCCUGUUUCUCCUUGCCCUCAAACUGUACCCAAUCCCCGUUUUUAAAAUGUUAUUUCUUCUACCGGUUUCUGAACACACUGAGGGUUUUAUGCAUAUUUUUGCAUACUUAAAAAUGUUCUCUAUAAGUUGUUUACAGCUGUAGUCAGUAUGUCUGCAGGUCUUUGGGUAAUUGAGCCACACUACAGAAAAAUAAUGUGUGUGAGCAUAUUUGUGCUAGCACUUUUUAACCUUCCUUCAUUUCUGACCACUAUAGGUAGAUUGAUUACAUUUGUGCUUGUUCUGUAGCCUCAUUUCCCAUGAAAACCUUGAUAUGCUCUGGUUUGAUUUGACAGUUCUGUCACAAGUGAUCCAAAUACUGUUGUUCAUACUUGUCACUGUUUAUAGUCUAAAUCAAGUAAAGACAUUUCAUUUUGUCAUUGGUGUAGUCAUCAGUCCCCUGUAAGAUACUCCCACUGAGAGCAGUUUCUUGAGAUCCUUACCUCUAUGUAGAUAUAUUUUCCCCCUUUUUGUGCUCAAAAGCCAGGAAAUUAACAAUGGGUUACUGUUGUCAUGGUUACGGAUAUCAACAAGAACCUAUUUUGUUGUAAGAUUGAAAUGGAACAUUCUGUUAUGCAUCUUUUCUAUUAUUUGCCACUUUUUGUUAAGCCCAUAAAAGUUAUUGCCUGUAUGGUGUUUGGUCAUUUUUAUUUUCCUUAUUUUGAAUGAACCAAUUUUUAAAGUAUAGUUAUUGUUUGGUAGACUGAAAUUGGAAGUAUUUGAGAAUUUAA